CAAACAAUACUCUGUUUCUUCUUAGACUUGCCGCCGCGCCCUAGGGUUUGCGCCACCGUGCCGCUGCCGUGAGGCCCCUUCCCUUCUCCGGUUGUCCCUUCGGCGGAAGACCACCUUUAUUGCAUUCCUCUCUGGCUUCCUACCUGGCUUCCUACGUGGAGAUUUCUUAGCUCUGCAAUAGUAGCCGCACGCCUUUUCAAGAUUGCUGAAGAAGGCUUUAGCAGAUCUUCUACUAAUUCCAAUGUCAAAUAACAAUGAAAAAGCACAUCACAAUGGCCAAUCCGGUCGUCUACCCAGGAAACGGUUUUACAGAGCAAGGGCACACAGUAAUCCCCUCAGUGACUCUCAUUUCCCAAUUCCCAUCUGCCCCUCUGAAGUCGAUUAUGCGCAGCACUUUCCUCAUUUCUUCCCUUCUGUAAUGUGUGAUCAAGACAAAUGUGAUGCACCAGUCCCCAAAGUUAGGUUUGCCGACAUCGGUUGUGGUUUUGGUGGAUUGCUGGUCAGCCUCUCUACACUUUUUCCUGAUGUCCUAAUGAUUGGAAUGGAGCUCAGAGACAAGGUUUCAGAAUAUGUAAAAGAGCGGAUUCUAGCCUUGCGUGCAUCAAAUCCAGGGCAGUAUGAGAACAUCUCUGUUGUUCGCACCAAUUCAAUGAAGUACAUUCCGAAUUACUUUGAGAAGGGACAACUAUCUAAGAUGUUCUUUCUAUUUCCUGAUCCUCACUUCAAAGAAAAAAACCAUCGCCGCAGAGUCAUCAGCAUUCAGCUUCUCGACGAGUAUGCAUAUGCAUUGGAGGUCGGGGGGAUCAUAUAUACAAUCACAGAUGUUGAAGAGCUCGGUGAUUGGAUGAGAACUUGUUUGGAGAAUCACCCUUUGUUUGAAGCUAUACCAGAGGAAGACCUCAAAGCGGAUCCCGUUGUUGAGCUUUUAACUAGUGCAACAGAGGAAGGACAGAAAGUUGCGAGAAAUGGUGGACAAACUUUUAAAGCUUUAUUUCGGAGAAUAGCUUUCAAGGAAUGAAUCUCUUAAGUGACAACUUCUUAUCUUUGAGUUACAUGAUCUUGUUUUUUUCAUGAUCUUUGAGUUGCAGAGUUUGUGAGAAAAUUUUUGAACUAAUUGGUGUAAGGAAAUAGUGAUUAUUGUAGUUCAGUGUGUCAGGUCAGGUAUGUAUCUUGCCCUUAAAUUUGAGGAUUGGUGCUAUAUCAUAUUCUUGAAGAUAUACAGAAGGAAACAUGAUGAGAUCA
Dioscorea cayenensis subsp. rotundata (Guinea yam) is the source of this 1242-nucleotide messenger RNA. RefSeq names its product tRNA (guanine-N(7)-)-methyltransferase. NCBI's taxonomy places the organism in Eukaryota, Viridiplantae, Streptophyta, Magnoliopsida, Dioscoreales, Dioscoreaceae. Gene Ontology annotation, biological process: RNA (guanine-N7)-methylation; tRNA methylation. The record is from RefSeq and is a predicted model, not a curated record. Gene Ontology annotation, molecular function: tRNA (guanine(46)-N7)-methyltransferase activity. The transcript is spliced from 4 exons. The coding region runs from base 242 to 1018 and encodes 258 amino acids. Gene Ontology annotation, cellular component: tRNA methyltransferase complex.